GAAACAGAAAGACAUGAAGGAAGUUUGAAGGAUAGAGGUAAAGAGAAAUGGAAAGUCCUAUGCAAAAGUUUUGAAAGGUGAACCAGAUACAAGAAGUAAUAAGAGGAUGAGUGGACCAAUUCUGCCAAUGAGGAAGUGGCAAAUGAAGAAGCAGGAGAAAAAGGAAUGGAACGGAUUAAAGGUACGAGUAGACAAGGAGGAUGUUGAAUGGCUUGAAAAUAGUUAUGUGGGAAGAGCCAAGUGCCCAAAAAUCAUAAGCACAUUACAAGAAAAGUUUAUGAUGGAGAAGGUACUUCUUUGCAAAGGUCACCCCAAUGGGUGGCAAUCUGACUUCUACUUACGUGGGGAGGAUAACUCAAUUGAAGAAGAUUGGUCUGAUGAGACAAAUGAUGAUGGACGAUUUUCAAAUGCAAAUUGGGGUGAAUGGCAAGUUCUGGAUGACAAUGUAAAGGAGUUUGCAAUGGUGGAGAUGGCAUCGGCAUCGGUGAGAGAGGAGGAAGGCAAAAGGGUGCCUGAUUCUUUUGAGGUGGCCAAUAUGUCAAUAAAUGUGGAGAAGCAAAAUUCAAACGAGGAGUCGGCGAUGGCAGGAAGUGAGGAGAACGUUGGCUAUCUACUAUUGCAAAUUGAAAAAGAUUUCUCAGUAGUUGAUUUGGGCAAUGAUUUGACAGCAGGUCACUCAUCUUCAGAAGAGACUCACCCACCAGGUUUUACCCCAACUCACCCCACGAGACAUGAGGCUAAUACAGGAAGUGUGGAGCUUCAACCCACAUCGACUCAAGGCCCAAUAAGCCAGGGAACACUUCACAAUAUGAAGGAUGCUCAAAAUAAGCCCAAAAAUAAAUACAAUAAGUUGGAGGGUGAGACAUUAAGUGCUUCAAUAGAUUACGAUCGGCGAAAGUCAAGAAAAGGAGGAACACUAGAUAGAAGAAAAGAAGAGAUACAGGAGGAACAAAGUACCCAACCAUUUUGGGAUGGUCUUGCGAGCGACAACGAAAUCCUUCAGGCAACAAUAAAAAGGCUUGCACGGGAAAGAAAAAGGAAAAGAAAGCAAGUAAAGAAGAUAAAAGGGGAUUGGGAAGCAGCUAGGCUUGGUGGCAGAAGGGAAUGCGGAGGAAAUCAUAAGGCAGUUGGGAGAAAUGGAGAAAAGGGACAGAACAGAAAUGACGUGUAUUCUCUUUGUGAUAAACAAGGUAAACAUAGGCUAAGGGAUGAGCUUUUGAAUAUAAUUGAAGAAUAUGGUGUUGGUAAUUGGUGCAUUGGUGGUGAUUUUAAUGCCAUAAGGGAUAUGGGGGAAAAGAAGGGUAAAUGGUAUGAUCCAAUAGAUGUGAGGGAUUUCAGCAAGUUCAUUACAGAUGCAGGACUAGAAGAUAUCCCUAUGGCAGGAAGGAAGUUUACUUGGUAUAAGUCAGAUAGCACUGCAAUGAGCAAGCUAGAUAGUAAGGAGGAGAAUGACAUGUUGGUGGCAACAUUUAUGGAAAAAGAAAUCAAGGAAGCAGUUUGGAGUUGCAAUGGAGACAAGAGCCCAGGCCCGGAUGGACUAAACUUCAAAUUUAUUAAAAGAAUGUGGCUAGUUAUGAAGGAGGAGAUCUGCAGGUUCAUUGAAGAGUUCCAUUCCAAUGGAAAGUUGAUUAAAGGAUGUCUUCAUUCUGCUUCUUCUUCAGUUUUGGUUAAUGGAAGCCCUACAAAAGAGUUUCAAAUGGAAAAAGUACUUCGCCAAGGUGAUCUACUAGCUCCCUUCUUGUUCCUAGUGGUGGUUGAGGCACUUAAUGGACUAAUAACAAAGGUUGCAGAUGAAGGCAUUUUCAAAGGGGUGUCCAUAGAUCAUGGGGGUGGUGAGAGGGAUAUUCAUUGCUCUAGUUGGUGGAAGGACAUAUGGAAUCUAGAUGGCUAUGUUAUGGGGAUGGGAGGUGGCAAUGGAGAUGGAGUUGGAGGAGAAAUCUUUUUGCUUGGGAAACUAAUCUUUUGCAGGAACUCACAGAAAAAGUACAAAGGAAAACGUUGGUUCAAGGACAAGAGGAUAGAUGGAUAUGGAGGCAGGACCCAAAUGGCAAUUACUCGGGUGUCCCUAAAAGUCUCAGCUUUUGCAUGGAAAGUGAUGCAAAACAGAAUCCCAACAAAGAAGAACCUGCAGAAACGUAAAGUAUUGACUAGUGAGGAUGACGUGUCUUGUGCAUUGUGUGGUAGUGAGAUAGAAAGCUCAGAUCAUCUGUUGUUCAUGUGUCUAGAGGCAUGGAAGGUGUGGUCUUCUUACUAUAAUUGGUGGGGUAUUAAUGUGGUAUCCCAAGACAAAAGUUGGAAUCAUUUGCUGCAGCAUAUAGGAUUAUUUACUAACAAGAUUACAAGGGAAGCGUGGAUGGUAAUUUGGUUUGCGGCUAUAUGGAAUAUUUGGUUAUGGAGAAAUCCAAGGGUCUUCAAGGUAACCUCUAAACACCAAUACAAGAUUAUUGAGGUAAUUAAAUGCCAAACUUUCCAAUGGCUCAAAGCUUAUGUUUGGUCGGAAAUCUCUAAAGACUUAUGGUAUGUUAAUCCGACUAAGGCUUGUAAAAUUGGGAUGAGGGGGCGCUUUGUCUGAAUCCAGUCUUCACAUAGGGUUGGAAAUCAUUAACAAGAGAGGAAGGAGUAGAUAUUUUUACUGCACUUUGGGUUAGCUUUAUUUUGACUAUGUUGAUUGUGCUGUCUUACAUAUUAUAAUUGCUUGUUUUUGUCAAAGGGCAAAAGUACCCUUGUACUCCAUUUAAUAAAAUCUUUCUUUUGCU
This is a messenger RNA of Rubroshorea leprosula, 2756 nucleotides long. NCBI's taxonomy places the organism in Eukaryota, Viridiplantae, Streptophyta, Magnoliopsida, Malvales, Dipterocarpaceae. The record is from the annotation of a GenBank genome assembly.